CGAGCCUCCAAGUCCGGCACCACGAAGGCCACUCGAGAAGCUGGUCACCGAAAGAGAAGUUGAAUGUUGCGAGAUAUGGCAUAGCGUGAAACCAAUGGUACCACCUGCCCGAUUAUGAAGCCUUUGCUGUUUUUCCUUUCAAGCUGUGUGUUUGGCCCUGCCUUUUCGUUCCAGCUCCAGCCAUCCGUCGGUGUUGGCGUGACGAGAAAUCACGGGGCUAGAAGAACGAUUUUGAAAACAACCCAGAACGAUGCUUCUUUGGAAGACGUGUUGGUGUCCGAGUCUGCGAGCCAAAGCACCACCAGCAAUGGCAUAACCGCCACACUUUUUCCAGCCACAAGAGCAACUCCUUCGUCGUCUCAACGUCCAUUGUCGAAUCGGCAACAGCUGGACGAGCAAUAUCCACAAUUUCCUCGCACAUGGGUUCCAAUCGCAUCCACUUUGGAACUGGAUCACACCCGUCCCAAUCGACUGGAAUUUUUGGAUCAAUCGUACGUGGCCUAUCGAAAUCCUCGAACUAGUAAUAAUGAUCAACAACAAUGGGUUGUCAUGGACAACACGUGUCCGCAUAGAUUGGCGCCAUUAUCGGAAGGACGAGUCGAACCCGAAACGGGGCGAUUGCAGUGUUCCUAUCAUGGCUGGACGUUUGAAGCCGAUGGAUCUUGUCAACGCAUUCCUCAAGUGGUACCCUCUGUGGAACAAUCCGCAAUGGCCAAUCCGAGAUCGUGUCUGCCAUCCUACAGUACCAUGCUGGAUGCGCGGACGGGAGUGUUAUGGGUUUGGCCCUGGCAACAAGAUCCCCUCGAGUUUGUCGGUGAUGAAUGGAGACAUCCCGAAGGAUUCAUGGAGGGACUGAUUCUGGAUCCAUCCAUCCAAAAUGCCACGGAAGCGGGUAUCAUGACAUAUACGAGAGAUCAGCCCUACGGAUGGGAUACUUUGGUGGAAAACUUGAUUGACCCAGCUCAUAUCCCAUUUGCCCACCAUGGGAUGCAAGGAAGUCGUAGUGAUGCCAUUCCCAUCAACAUGACAAGUGCCACAAAUCUAGGAGAAGCUGGAUUUGCCUUUGAAUGGCAAGAUCGGACCAUGGGAAUGAUGCGUACGGGCGAAGGGAAAUUCCGGGCACCCUUUUUGGUCAAUUACAAUGCUACAUUUGCGUCGCCCACUGGCGAAGCAAAACCCUUUCGAUUAUCGGCUCUGUGCAUCCCCACCCGCCCCGGCUGGUCCCGUGUCAUGGUCUUUUCCAUUCCCACCACAAGCGCUGCCGCCAAAGACAACACAUCGACCAACAACCGAAUCAAAACAUUCAAGCUGGGUCCAAUCAUGGCCCAACUCUUCAAGCGAUUGCCUACUUGGGGGAGCCAUUUGUUGUCCAACAAGUUCUUUGAUUCCGAUUUGGCAUUUCUUCAUUACCAGGAACAAUUGAGAUUUGAUGAUGAAAGCGCCAACAGCAAUCUACGGGCAAGUUGA
Seminavis robusta is the source of this 1467-nucleotide messenger RNA. The record is from the annotation of a GenBank genome assembly. Lineage: Eukaryota; Bacillariophyta; Bacillariophyceae; Naviculales; Naviculaceae.